AUGGAUAUGCUGUCAGUGUGUCUGGCGAGAGAGCGCAGAAAGGAUUUGAAGAAAAACAUUGCACCCCCAGUAUGCCUUCUCCCAAGCCAUACAUUACAUCAGCUCUGGGAGGAGUGCCUGGACCUCAUGUGGUGUGAGUCCAUGAAAGCAGAAGAGCUCUACCAGUUCGAAUGCCUCGAGAUCCCCCAGGAGGAGGUGGAGAGUGUCACUGUGGAGAUAAAGGUGUUGCUCGUGUGUGACAUCAUCACACCUGCAGGAGAUCGGUUGGACAGAGUCUGGGAAUGUUACGAGGAUAGUGCCGACAGGGAGAAACUUUUUGAUGAUGGGACAAGUUCUAAUCUCCGAGGAAAGAGUGACGAUGACUCAGGAAUAUUGAAUCGCCUCGUGUCCAACAGCCCGAUCGGAGCAGGAGGAGGUGGAGUGGGUGGCGGUCCGGACACGUACCAGCCCCGUUUCUCCUCUUCCCUCCCCACUUACCUCCCCGUCCAGUGCCAGCUGAGUGGGGCCGAUUCCGCGUUCUUCCUGCGGGAGGCCAAUCAGGAGGUCAUGCGCAACGGCAGCCUCUCGACGCGGACCGAGCCGUUCUUCCUCCAGCAGCUAGAGCCGGGCGUGGCCGCGCCGCAGCCCCUGCCGAGUGUCAAUUGCAGCUACGGCAAUCUGAGCGUCGAGCAGCCCAUUCCCGUGGAGCUCCUCCAAGGUCCCCCGCCACACCUGCUGCUCUCCACCAACCAGGUGACGCUCAACUGGAGGGUUAAAGGUCAAGUGGUGGUUCCCAAAGUGGGGUCGACGAGACCGUGGAUACAGGUGCUGUUUUACCUGAUAGGGCGGCGCUGGGAUGAACCGGACUCUCCUCCUCCGUCCCUCCUACCCUGUGUCAGAGCCGUGGCCGUCCGCGACACCAACGAGGCAGCGCCCUCGGCGGGCUGCCGCCUCAUGGGACCAUCUGGCAUCUGCGUGGUCCGUCUGGAGAUUCCCCCGGCUUGGUUCACACCGGCGCAAGCGAGAAAAAGACUUCCCGAAGUGACACUACCGCCAGUGGAUGUGUAUUACUCGAUCCUACCGGUGGAAGGGGCUGGUCGAGAGUGCCCCUCGAUUGUAAAUGAGCCGUGGAGAGCGUCGAGUGCAAAUGUGGGUCCUCUGGGAGGCCUCGGCCUAGGCCUUUCGGGACAGUGGAGCUCUUUAGAAGAUGGAGGUCUUCAAGAUAUGCUGAAAGCCGGCUCUGUCGAGAUGAGCGUGGGCCCCGUGUCCGCGAAAGGCGAAAGAUUGCAGUUGGAUGGGAAUUUGGAGGUUCUGGUCCCACCCAGUCCAGUCCGGCUUGGCAAGACAGUGGCGUUUGGCAUCUACAUGAAGUCAGACUCGAACAUGGAACAGUUCACGUUGAGUGUCAGUCUCACAGAGUCUGUUUACCAGCAACAGGAUCCAAAUGUGGAAGAAGAGCAAUGA
Menidia menidia (Atlantic silverside) is the source of this 1443-nucleotide messenger RNA. The record is from the annotation of a GenBank genome assembly. Lineage: Eukaryota; Metazoa; Chordata; Actinopteri; Atheriniformes; Atherinopsidae.